GCACUGCUUCAAAAACUAUAACAACAAUAAUCCAAAUUUUUGUAAUGAAAAUGGUAUAUUAAGUUUUUAAUAUUUUGUAACACGUCUUUGAAAAGUACCGUUUCUAUCCAGAUCAUUUCAUCCACCAUAGCUGCGAGAAGCUUCAGUUUCGACUUUCCCUCUCUUAACGGUUAUGAAUCGGCGCUGCGAUAAGCCGCCGCCAUUGGCAGUUUCCUCCAAGGGGAAGAAGAAGCAUUUUGUCAAUCACACAGCUCCCAACACUCCCGGAAAUUACGAGAGGACUCAGACCAGCCCGACGUUGUCCACGGCUCGAUCGCACGAACCGACGGUCGAUUCCGAUGAUAAGCUCAGCUACGAGAUCUUCUCCAUUCUCGAGAGCAGGUUUCUCUUCGGUUACGAAGACCCAAGGCUAUUAUGGAUUCCUCGUAGCCCAUUACGACCCGGUGAUUCCGAGGCUGGACCUUCUCCGAGAUCGCCGUUGACUCCCAACGGCGUCGUUCUCCCGGGAACGCCGUCAUCGUUCAGGAGUCCGAGAGGGAGAAUCUGCGUUUUGAGCAUCGACGGUGGCGGGAUGAGAGGGCUUUUGGCGGGAAAAUCCCUAAUCUAUCUCGAGCAAAUGCUGAAAGAAAAAUCCGGCGAUCCAAACGCUCGAAUCGCCGAUUACUUCGACGUCGCAGCCGGAUCUGGAGUCGGCGGUGUAUUCUCGGCGAUGAUGUUCGCGACUAGAGACGGUAACCGUCCGAUUUUCAAGGCGGAGGACACGUGGAAGUUCCUCGUGGAGAACGCCGAGGGGUUUUACAGAUCAGGCGGAGGAGGAGGUGGAGGUGGAGCCGGAGCGGCGAUCAAACGGGUCAUAAGAUCCGGAUCCUCUUCGUCUUCCUCUUCUUCAGUAACCGCCGCAACGGCGAAGCUCGAGAAAGCCAUGAAAGCUUCAUUCGCCGAUCUGACGCUCAAAGACACACUGAAACCAAUCCUCAUCUCUUGCUACGAUCUCUCCAGCACGGCGCCGUUUUUAUUCUCACGCGCCGACGCGCUCGAGAGCGACAGUUUCGAUUUCCGUCUCCGAGAUAUCUGCCGUGCCACGUGGGCAGAGCCAGGCACGUUCGAUCCGGUUCGCACGUGCUCCGUCGACGGGAAAACGCGGUGCGUUGCGGUUGGAGGUGGACUCGCGAUGAGCAAUCCGACGGCGGCGGCGAUAACGCACGUGUUCCAUAACAAACAGGAGUUCCCGGCGGUUACGGGAGUGGAGGAUCUGUUGGUGUUGUCGCUUGGGACUGGUCAGCUUUUUGAGGUGAAUUAUGACUACGAGCAGGUCAAGAAUUGGCGGGUAAAAGAAUGGGCUAGGCCCAUGGCUCGAAUCUCUGGUGAUGGAUCCGCUGAGUUUGUUGACCAGGCCGUUGCUAUGGGCUUUGGGCCGUACCGGAGCACUAACUACGUUCGCAUUCAGCAGGCAAACGGAUCGAGGUUAGGAGCUUGUGGGCCGAACGUGGACACGGAUGCAAGAGCAGAGAAUGUGAAGAAACUGACGGAGAUAGCUGAUGAGAUGUUGAAGCAAAACAAUGUGGAAUCGGUUUUGUUCGGAAGCAAAAGGAUCGGAGAAAUGAGCAACUCAGAGAAACUAGAGUGGUUCGCGAGUGAGCUUGUGAUUGAGCAGCAACGACGAAGUGUUAGAGCGUCUCCAACUGUGACGCUAAAGCAAGCUGUCUCCAAAACCAACCGCAACGCUAUAAACGCAACCCUCACUCUCAUAUCUAAAGAAAGAUGAAACGCCUUUAAAGAC
This is a messenger RNA of Eutrema salsugineum, 1780 nucleotides long. Its product is annotated as patatin-like protein 8. The transcript has 2 exons. Lineage: Eukaryota; Viridiplantae; Streptophyta; Magnoliopsida; Brassicales; Brassicaceae. Gene Ontology annotation, biological process: lipid metabolic process. The record is from RefSeq and is a predicted model, not a curated record. Bases 173 to 1765 code for a protein of 530 amino acids.